Molecule: messenger RNA, 1126 nt
Organism: Cynoglossus semilaevis (tongue sole)
Lineage: Eukaryota; Metazoa; Chordata; Actinopteri; Pleuronectiformes; Cynoglossidae
Product: endothelin receptor type B-like
Exons: 4
Coding region: 201-644 (147 amino acids)
Biological process (GO): vasoconstriction; endothelin receptor signaling pathway; developmental pigmentation
Cellular component (GO): plasma membrane
Molecular function (GO): endothelin receptor activity
Source: RefSeq, a predicted model, not a curated record
AAAACGCAUAUUUACCAAGAAGAAAUUAUGAUUUUAAAGUAAAUGUACCCACUCGGAAAAAAAAAAAACUCUUAGCUUAUUAAUACCAAUUUCUCUACGUUUUUUCUCGUCUUCAGUUCUAUAAAUUAGCCAAGGACUGGUGGCUAUUCGGUGCGUAUUUCUGCUUGCCGCUGGCCUGCACUGCUAUCUUUUACACUCUGAUGACCUGUGAGAUGCUGAGGAAGAAGAACGGAGUCCAGAUCGCGCUCAGUGAUCACAUAAAACAGAGGAGAGAGGUGGCCAAAACAGUUUUCUGCCUGGUUCUGGUCUUCGCCCUCUGCUGGUUGCCUCUUCAUCUCAGCAGGAUCCUUAAGCUGACCAUUUACGACGAGAAGGAUCCCAACCGCUGUGAACUGCUCAGUUUCUUCUUGGUGUUGGACUACAUUGGCAUCAAUAUGGCGUCUAUAAACUCCUGCAUCAACCCCAUCGCUCUCUAUAUGGUCAGCAAGCGCUUCAAGAACUGCUUCAGGUCAUGCUUGUGCUGCUGGUGCCUCCCACCCGAGAUGCUGAUGGAUGAGAAACCGUCGUGCCUCAAGUUGAAAGUCAACGACCGAGCCUCGGACCAGAGCAACUCCCGCAUGACCAACAAAUCGAGCACGGCCUGAGGAGGCAAAGACAACAAGGAAGAUUUCUCAAGCACAGCUGUCUGAAAAGAAGACCAUUCUUUUGCGGCAGAGACGACGAAACUACGCCGAAUUUCCCACCGGGAACACACCGUGCGCUUCACAAAGCACUUUUUCUCGGGUCACAGUUGUUAUCCACGCAGCAGAUACUCGCCGCCUGCCAACCGACUGUUGCUUUGGUGCCAGAAGUCCUCUGAUAGGUUGCUUGUCCCCUAUCUGCAUUUAUCUGUUACUCUUAACUGAAUAUUUUUUUUGCCUCAACCGCCGUAAAAGCUUGUAUGUCUUUCUGCUGUUGCCGAGCGGGAAAAAAAAAUCAGUUCUCUACCGACUCUUCGCGGUUCUGAGCUUGCGAACUUUUUUGCUUGCUUGCUUAUUUAGAUAAACUGCUGAAGUGGACACUCGGACGGGAUCGUUGUAAAAAAAGACGCCAAAGCGUUGGUUUUCUCCGGCAAUAUUAUUGCGUC